AUGUCUUUUAAAAAUAUUCUUGACAAAGCUAAAGCUAAGGGAGAAGCCUUUGCUGCUCAACACAAUUUUUCUAUCCCCGGUCAAUCCACAACGCACACACCCCCACCACCACAACCCGCACCACCAGGAUACUAUCCUCAAGUUCAACCUCAUCACAAUGCAGGCGCACCUCCUCCGAUUCCUCAGAAUAGACCAUCCUAUUCUGCGAUUCAUCCUUAUUGGACACCUUCUUUCGCUCCCCACACACACGUUUCCGACAAUUUCAGACAUCAGCUAGGCGAUCAUGGCUGGGGAAACAAUGAACUGCAAAAUUACGUCGCAGACCGAGAAAACUCGUUCCACGACGAAAACGGCCAUUUGAUCCUCCGAGCCAUUGCCUCUAACGGUAGAUUUACAAGCGCACGCUUAACCAGCCAUAUGACACUAGCCCGAGAUCGCGGCAGUCUCGUAGCAACUAUUACACCACCCUGUGCCUCUGGAAUCUGGCCGGCUUUCUGGCUCCUCCCGCGUGAACCUUUUACAUGGCCAAAUGAUGGAGAGAUAGAUAUUAUGGAGACGUGGAACGGGGAUGCGACGAAUCACACCUGCUUGCAUUGGGGUCAUUUUAAUGGGGAGGAUUGGAAUAAACAUAGGGUUGUGGAAACACCGGUGCAUAAGAUGCAUCAUGCACAACACACAUAUGAGUUUGCGUGGAACCAACCCGAGAAUGGUGUAGGAGGAAAGAUGGUCUGGUAUAUCGAUGGGAAGGUCGUUAUGAAAGCGACGGUGCCAGAGGGAACGAGGAGGCUGAAUGAUUUUCAGGUUAUCAUAAAUGUAGCGAUGGGCGGAAACGUUUGCCAGGGACAAAGACCGCAAGAUGGGCAUUAUGACUUGAGGAUUCAUAGUCUGAAGAUGUGUGAUGAGCCGACAGGUGGGUGGGGAAGGUUUGAAAAUGACUUCAUGCAUGGGCCGGAAGGACAUGCGAUGUGA
Botrytis byssoidea is the source of this 969-nucleotide messenger RNA. RefSeq lists its product as uncharacterized. The record is from RefSeq and is a predicted model, not a curated record. The transcript has a single exon. The coding region runs from base 1 to 969 and encodes 322 amino acids. Lineage: Eukaryota; Fungi; Ascomycota; Leotiomycetes; Helotiales; Sclerotiniaceae. Gene Ontology annotation, biological process: carbohydrate metabolic process. Gene Ontology annotation, molecular function: hydrolase activity, hydrolyzing O-glycosyl compounds.